Molecule: messenger RNA, 1590 nt
Organism: Acyrthosiphon pisum (pea aphid)
Lineage: Eukaryota; Metazoa; Arthropoda; Insecta; Hemiptera; Aphididae
Gene: Mf-cpa
Product: molting fluid carboxypeptidase A
Exons: 6
Coding region: 54-1373 (439 amino acids)
Biological process (GO): proteolysis
Molecular function (GO): metallocarboxypeptidase activity; zinc ion binding
Source: RefSeq, marked validated
GAGUUCCCUGUGGUCAAGAAUCAAUUUAGUUUAUCCUCAUUUAGUUGUUCGAAAUGGAAGGUUGUUUCAGAGUGCUUUACUGUGUGUUUACACUUUUAGCCAUAUCAACAUUUACAGAAUGUUUAGAGAAUAAUGAUGAACAUCAAGAUGUCGAAGAAAAAAUAACUUAUAAUGGAGACCAAGUACUUAGAGUUGAAACAGUUAACUCUAAACAAAGGAAAAAAAUCAAGGAACUAGAAAAUCAAGGAUUGAUUGAAAAAUGGUUUACUAAUUCUACAUCGGUAGAUAUAAUGGUAAAAAAAGUCAACUCAGAAACUGUAAAAAACACACUGAAUAAUGGAUCAUUAUCAUUUAAUAUUUUUAUUGAUGACAUACAAAGAGCAAUUAACAAUGAAAAUCCUCCGAUAAAUGAAGACGAAUUAGAACUAUCCGGAAGACAAGGACAUAACUUGACAUUUGAACGUUAUCAUAAGGUAGAUGAUAUAUAUAAAUAUAUUGAUCACUUAUCUCAAGAAUACCCAGAUAUAGUAGAAGUUGAAACUAUUGGUAAAUCACAUGAGAAUGUCCCAUUACGAGUAAUACGAAUUAAGCUAGACCGAAAUUCAACUGAUACAAAAGCAAUAUGGAUCGAUGGAGGGAUACAUGCACGAGAAUGGAUCGCAGUGUCCUCAGUGUUAUAUUUAAUAAAUGAAUUAGUAUACAACAGAGACUCAUUGGAAUCGCAUAUGAAUAAUAUUGAAUUUCAUAUAAUACCAAUUUUAAAUCCUGAUGGAUACAAACAUUCUCACGAAAAGGAACGCUUAUGGCGAAAAAACCGUAACAAGCCCUCGGCAAAUUCAUGUGUAGGAGCAGAUCUGAAUCGUAACUGGGAUUAUCACUGGGGCGAGACUGGUGCUAGCAAAUAUUCAUGUGCAGAAAUAUACCGAGGAGUAAAAGCUAGUUCUGAACGUGAAACCCAAGCCGUGGUUAAGUAUAUUAUGAAAAAUCCAAAUAAAUUUAAAGGAUUUCUGACGUUCCAUAGUUAUGGACAAUAUAUCCUAUAUCCAUGGGGCUAUGCCAAACGGGUGCCAUCUGAUCACACAGAAGUACAUCGUGUUGGCCAGGUUAUGGCCACAGCUAUCAAAAAGGCUACAUCAAAUGAGUAUACUGUCGGAAAUAGUGCAACUCUCUUAUACCCAGCCGCUGGAGCAUCUGAUGAUUGGGCUAAAGGAGUUGCAAAAAUUAAGUAUUCUUACACAGUAGAAUUGAAAGAUACAGGAAAAUAUGGAUUUAUCUUACCACCAACUGAAAUUUUAUCUACUGGAAAAGAAGCAUAUGCAGCAGUAUCAGCACUAGCUAAUGAAAUAAGUUCAGAAAAGUAUAAUAAUGUAUAAAAUGAUUAGCUUACCUUUAACUCAGCAGUACAUUUUUUUAAAGAUGAAGAACAAAUAUUUUUUUUUCCCUCUUCUUUAAUACAUUUGUUUAUAGUUAAUUUUCCUAUGAAUAUAAUUAAUAUUUAUUAGUUAAAAUUUGAUUUAUUUGAUAUAUUUAUUUAAAAAUAUUUUUAAUUUUAAGACCUAAAUAAACCACAUAUUGAAGGUUGUCUUGUAA